AACAGAAAAAUACAUUUAUUUUCCGCUAAAAUGGAUUCCAAAGAGACCAUUGUUGGUAGAAAGACAAUGGGAGUGAGACAGACCAUGGACCCCGUAGCUCUGCGAUACUCUCGCUGGUCCUCCACAUUCACAAUCGAUGAAAACUUUACGAGUGGUUUUCCGUACAUGGCUCAGCGCCAUCCAAAGGACAAGCUACUCAUUGUGCCGGGGUUCCAGGACGUGCCUGAAGAAGUUUUUGAUCCAAAAUUUAUACCACCCUAUUGCGAUGACAGGGAAAUGUUCAUCGAUCCCGAUUAUGAAACAUUUCCUGUGCCACUGAACGUGCGCUGUCUGGAGCGCUAUGGCGAGGCCAAGCGACUUUAUAAUAGGCAACUCAAUCGAGAGCUCAAAAAACUUAUAGAGAAUCAACCAACGGCAGAUUGUGCCUGGCAGUUUGUGAGAACAUUGUCGUAUUCCUCACUCUGGCCACCACUGCACACCAGGGAGGAGCUGAAGCUGUUUGAACGGAGAUUCUGCAAGCUGUCGCCUGACGAAAAGCGCAACUAUGAUCGGAUAAUGAAGACCACUUUUACUUAACACAAGUUAGCUAAACAGUUAACGUUUUUUGGUUGGUUCAUGCAGGGCAAAACAGCAACUAUUUUCUGAUUUAUUAACGACCGG
Molecule: messenger RNA, 660 nt
Organism: Drosophila subobscura
Lineage: Eukaryota; Metazoa; Arthropoda; Insecta; Diptera; Drosophilidae
Exons: 3
Coding region: 31-576 (181 amino acids)
Source: RefSeq, a predicted model, not a curated record